This is a messenger RNA of Aspergillus aculeatus ATCC 16872, 1431 nucleotides long. RefSeq names its product U2-type spliceosomal complex subunit CWC25 (gene cwc25). Gene Ontology annotation, biological process: mRNA splicing, via spliceosome. The transcript has 2 exons. Gene Ontology annotation, cellular component: U2-type spliceosomal complex. NCBI's taxonomy places the organism in Eukaryota, Fungi, Ascomycota, Eurotiomycetes, Eurotiales, Aspergillaceae. The coding region runs from base 1 to 1431 and encodes 476 amino acids. The record is from RefSeq and is a predicted model, not a curated record.
AUGGGUGGUGAUCUCAACCUAAAGAAAUCAUGGCACCCCUCCCUCCUCCGCAACCAGGAGCGCGUCUGGGCGGAAGAGAAACGCGCCCUCGAGGAGCGCAAACGCAUCGACCAGCUGCGGCGCGAGCGGGACGAAGAGCGCCAGAUCCAGGAACUCCAGCGACUGCAGGAGGACUCGGGCGCCCCGCGCCAGAUCCAGCGCGUCGACUGGAUGUACCAGGAGCCGUCGAGCGCCACCGGCCACUACUCCGAGGAGAUGGAAGGGUACCUGUUGGGCAAGCGGCGGUUCGAUCAGAUUCUGCUGAAGAACGAUGAGAGUCAGGCGCUGAAGAAGGGGGCCGCCGGGGUGGGCGGGGUCGCGGUCGCUGGUGCGGGGGACGGUGGUGCCGCGGGCGCGGGUGCAGGGACGAAUCCCCGGGAUACGAUGGCGAAGGUUUUAGCGGAUCCGUUGUUGGAGAUUCGGAAGAGGGAGCAGGCGGCUUUGGAGAGUGCGAUUAAGGAGGGGGUGAGGAGGGGGUCCCAGGCGGUGGGAGGUGCGGGGGCGAGUGCUGGGGCGGGGCAUAGGGAAAGGGAGAGGAGGCAUCGGCGGGAGGGGAGUAGGGACAGGGACAGGGACAGGGAUCAUCGGGGUAGUAGGAGGAGUAGGAGGUAUAGCGAUGAGGGGGAUAGGAGGUCGCACCGGGAGAGGGAGAGGGAGAGGGAGAGGUCACCCAGAGCUGCUGCGGGGGAUCGCUCGGAGAGAAGACGGAGGGAUGAGAGGGGCGACCGGAGUUAUCAUCAUCGCCGAGAGGAUCGGGAUCGGAGGGAGGACAGGGAUGACAGAGAUCACGACUACGACAGGAGAGACCCGGACCGCGAUCGCGGCGACAGAGACGGCAGCGAGAGAGAGUACUCCAGCAGGCAUCACCGUGACCGAGAGGACCGUUACGACCGCUCUUCCCGUCGGGAUGCGCCCCGUGAUCGAUCGCCGUCACCCCGACCUGAUCGCCAUCGCUCAGACAGACGCCGUUCUGAUGAUCGGGGAGAUGGUGCUCGUCAGGACGUCCGUGACCGAGACCGACGAGAGAGAUCCGAUCGCUUCUCUGACAGAAGGGACUACAGAGGACCGAGAGACUCGUACAAUCGUGACCGGAACCUGCAGGAUGGCAAAAACAACAACAACACAGAGCAGAGAGCCAAGGAUUUGGAGCAAGAACGUCAGCGCAAAUUGGCAGAGAUGCUUUCAAACGCAGACGAGAUGGAGGAAACCCGUCGUCAGCGUAUUGCAGAGGUUACCGCUGCGGAACAGAAGCAACUCGAGGAGGACGAGAAGCAUCGCUCUGAGAAAGGCCGUUUUGUGUCGGGUCUUCAUCGCCAACUCCAGGAAGACAAUUUGAAUGACCGCCUCAAACGUAGUCGUGGUGGACUUGCUCGUUUGGAUGAUGAUGAGUGA